This is a messenger RNA of Stegostoma tigrinum, 7631 nucleotides long. Its product is annotated as lactase/phlorizin hydrolase-like. Bases 32 to 5971 code for a protein of 1979 amino acids. Gene Ontology annotation, molecular function: beta-glucosidase activity; lactase activity. Lineage: Eukaryota; Metazoa; Chordata; Chondrichthyes; Orectolobiformes; Stegostomatidae. Gene Ontology annotation, biological process: carbohydrate metabolic process. The record is from RefSeq and is a predicted model, not a curated record. The transcript is spliced from 17 exons.
UAUCCCUUGUCUACCACAAACGACCGGUAAAAUGGGGCCGCUCAGGAGUAUUUUCUUCUUCAUAGUUUUUAUAGGUUUGUCUGAUGCAGAAAUAAAAUUAUCGUCUGAUUUUAUGGUAAUCGCUGGUCCAUUGACAAAUGUUCUGGUGAAGAAUUUAGCAGAAGAUGAAAAGAAAGACCAGAAGAACAACUUCAGUGUGCAAGAGGAGGCACAGUACUUUUGCCAGGACGCUCUUUCAAGCCACCUAAAAGAUUACCUUUCCAAUCUACAUAAAAAAGGAAUUUCCCAUUACAAAGUAAUCCUUCCCUGGACUAAAAUUCUGCCUGAAGGUACAUCUGAUAAAAUGGAUAAUGAUUUAAUAAAAUGCCAUUCAAAUCUCCUAAAUGUGAUAAUAAUUGCAAAUCUCAAACCUUUGCUGGUUCUGCAUGACAGUGGCAUGCCUCAAGAGCUGAUUGAAAAAUAUGGUGGCUGGGAGAAUGAAGCACUUGUUGAUUUAUUUGUGGACUACGUGCGAUUUGCAUUUGCAACUUUUGGAGAUAAAGUUGAAACCUGGAUAACAUUUGAUAACCCUUCAGAAUUAAUAAAAUCCAAACAUAAGCUGCAGCACGCUGGACCUUUGGCAAUCAGGAAUAUAAUCAGUGCCCAUGAAAAGGUUUAUGGAAUUUAUCACAAUGAGAUGCAACACAAAGAAGGAACAUUGUCUAUUGUUUUGAACAUUAACGGCGUCUUUUCUACAGAUGAUAUGUUCCAGCCAUUUCGGCAACUUAUCAAUGAGGGAAUGAUGGAUUUGAUUGCUGUUGCUGUAUCAGAUGAUUGCUUAUCAAAUCAUAAGAUUGACUCCUUAAGGGAUGAAACCUUAAAAGCAAAUAGAGAUUCCGUAUCAGAAAAACUGGCAAAAGUGAAGAGCAUCAACAAACAUUUACAGAUUUUGAUCUUUAGCUUAGACUUUUCACAAUGUGCUGUGCCAGCCGUAGGCAGCACAGAGUAUAACAGAGCUAAGUUCACUGAAGUUGUAAAAGCUCUAAGUAAUAAUGAAGUGUCAGUGAUUGGCUAUGAUGUUAGUCACUUCCUGGACCAUUUGCCACUUCAUUAUCAAAGAAGCAACUUGGAUAAUGAAAGCAACUUUUCUCCAAUGGAAGAAGGAAGUGAAGAUGAGCUGGCAGAACAUAACAGUGAUAUCCAGUUUCAUGGAAGAUCUCGCCUUUCAGCUUAUCAGACUGUUUGGGAAAAGUUUUCUGUACAAUCAAAUGCAGAGAGGGACUCCUUCCUGAUUGGUACUUUUCCCAGCACUUUUCUAUGGAGCACAGCUACUGCCUCAUUUAAAAUUGAGGGAGGCUGGGCCGAACAGGGGAAAGGAGAAAAUAUUUGGGACAGGUUUGCACAUGAGGGAAAAGUGGAAAAAAACCAGACGGCAGAUAUUGCCUGUGAUAGCUUCCAUAAAAUUGAUUAUGAUGUUUACUUAAUGAGAGGUUUACAAAUUAACUCUUAUAAGUUCUCCUUAUCAUGGUCUAGAAUUUUCCCGACAGGCAAUUGGACUAAACCGAACCAAGAUGGAAUAGACUAUUACAACAAGUUAAUUGACAGUCUGUUGGAGUCCAACAUUCAACCAAUGGUAACUCUAUAUCAUUGGGAUCUUCCCCAAGCUUUGCAAGAUAUUGGUGGAUGGCAGAAUGAGAACAUCAUAAAAGCAUUUAGUGAUUAUGCAGAUUUUUGUUUCGCUACCUUUGGAGACCGUGUGAAGUACUGGAUCACAUUUAAUGAGCCCUGGGUAGUUAGUUAUGCUGGCUAUGGCACAGGACAGCAUGCACCCGGAAUCAGUGAUCCAACUAAUGCAUCCUAUAAGGUGGCCCAUUCUGUAAUCAAGGCCCAUGCCAAUGUUUGGCACAUUUACAAUAAUAACUACCGCUCUCAGCAGCAUGGUCAAGUAGGAAUAGCUUUGAAUUCAGACUGGGCAGAACCUAAAUCUCCUAAUAAGCCAGAAGAUGUUCAAACAGCUGAUCGAUACCUGCAGUUUAUGUUGGGCUGGUUUGCUCAUCCAAUCUUUGUUAAUGGUGACUAUCCAGAAACCUUAAAAGCUCAGAUAAAAAAAUAUAAUCAGGAAUGUCCUUCUGCCCCUGUCCAUUUUCCAUCAUUUACAGAAAAGGAAAAACAAUACAUAAAUGGAACUUCAGAUUUUUUUGGACUCAGUCACUACACCUCUCGACUAAUCAAUUCUACCACCAAUAAAGUAUGCGUUUCAGAUUACAACCGUAUUGGAGACUUUUUUCCACAGGUUGACAAUUCAUGGCGCUCAACUGUAUCACCCUGGAUAUACAUUGUGCCCUGGGGCUUACGAAGGUUACUAAAUUUUGUUACCCAUGAGUAUACGGGUACCAGCAUUCCGAUUUACAUAACAGGGCAUGGAAUUCCAACAGAAUAUGAUGGCCUUGAUAUCAUAAAUGACACCAUAAGGAUAGAGAGUAUUGCUGCCUACAUUAAUGAAGCACUAAAGGCUUCUAUCACAGAUAAUGUCAAUGUGAAGGCAUUUACACUACGGUCAUUAAUGGAUAGUUUUGAAGGUCCACAAGGGUACAACCAUCGAUUUGGACUCCAUUACGUGAAUUUUGAAGAUUCUAACAGACCUAGAACGCCAAAGGAAUCAGCAUAUCUUUACACACAAAUAAUCAAGAAUAACGGUUUUGUUAAUCGUUCUUUGAAAUACUUAAUUCAGACCACUGUUCACAACAAUAAUGUUAAAAAAUUAACUGCUUUGCCUGCAUCUGAAGUACCUUCUAAAGCUAAGAUUGUGUGGGAGAAGUUUUCAGGCCAGGAGGACAUGGAAAGGGAUACAUUUUUUUAUGACACAUUCCCAGAAGGAUUUGUGUGGAGUGCAUCCUCUUCAGCUUAUCAGAUCGAAGGAGGGUGGAAUGCUGACGGAAAAGGACCUAGUAUAUGGGACAAUUUCACACACACACCUAAUAUGGUCUUGAAAAGUCAUACAGGAGAUGUUGCAUGUGAUAGUUACAACAAAAUUGAUGAAGAUCUUUUCAUGCUUCGAGCACUGAGAGUUCAAACUUACCACUUUUCUAUUUCAUGGCCUCGUAUUUUCUCUAAUGGCAGUAUUGAAUCAUUGAACUUAGCUGGUGUCAAUUACUAUAACAAGCUAAUUGAUGGCCUCCUUGCCAGCAACAUUACACCAAGGGUAACACUUUACCACUGGGAUUUACCUCAGGCUCUUCAAGAUAUUGGAGGCUGGGAAAAAGAAGAAUUGAUUGGCUUGUUCAAUACAUACGCUGAUUACUGCUUCAAAACUUUUGGUGAUAGGGUUAGGUUCUGGAUCACAUUUAACGAACCCUCUGUAUUCAGUUGGGAAGGAUAUGGCACAAGCUCCUUUCCCCCAGCUUUAAAUGAACCAGGUCAUCUUCCAUACAGAGUAGCACAUGUAGUGCUAAAAGCUCAUGCCAAAGCUUUUCACACAUAUGAUGAUAAAUACAGGAGUACUCAGAAAGGCUUAAUUUCCAUCAGCCUUAAUGCAGACUGGGCAGAACCCAAGAUAUUUAAUAAUCUCCGGGAUGUGGCUGCAGCUGAUCGCUACCUGCAGUUUACUUUGGGCUGGUUUGCACACCCCAUUUUUAAAAAUGGUGAUUAUCCCGAGGCAAUGAAAUGGCAGGUUGGAAACAAGAGUGAACUGCAACAUCUGUCAGCUUCAAGGCUUCCUCAGUUUACAGAGCAGGAGAAAAAUUUUAUCCGUGGUACUGCAGAUGUUUUUUGUCUCACUACAUACACCACGAAAAUUGUAAGUCAUAAUAUUGCCAAACUGAAAUCAUUUUCUUAUGAAUAUGAUCGAGACACAGCUGAAGGAUUUGACCCAGGAUGGCCAACAUCAGCUAUUAAGAAGUUCAGGGCUGCAGCCUGGGGGCUCAGAAGACUUCUGAACUGGAUCAAAGAGGAGUAUAGCAAUCCCCCUAUUUACAUAACUGGAAAUGGAGUAGCUACAAAACCGAUUUCCACUGUGGAUGAUACUGACAGAAUAUUCUUCUACAAAACGUAUAUCAAUGAGGCUCUAAAAGCUUACAAGUUGGAUAAUGUUAACCUUAAAGGAUACACAGCUACAUCCCUUCUGGACAGUUUCGAAUGGGUCAAUGGUUAUAGUUUUCAGUUUGGACUGCAUCAUGUAAAUUUCAAAGAUCCUAACAGACAAAGAACUCCAAAGAGGUCAGCACAUUAUUUUACAGAAAUAAUUCAUGGCAAUGGCUUCCCACCUCGGAAAGAAGAUGAAUUCAUUUAUGGAGAAUUUCCAAAGGAUUUUGCAUGGAGUGCAGCUACUGCUGCCUAUCAGAUUGAAGGAGCUUGGAGAGCUGACGGAAAAGGACUUAGUAUAUGGGAUACCUUUAGUCAUACACCCUUGAAAGUAGGCAAUGAUGAUACUGGAGAUAUAGCCUGCGACAGCUAUCACAAGAUUGAUGAAGAUUUGGCUAUUCUGAAACAACUGAAAGUCAACCACUAUCGCUUUUCCCUAUCCUGGCCUCGCAUCCUUCCAAAGGGAACCACAGGAUAUGUAAAUGAAGUUGGAUUAAAUUAUUAUAUACGGUUUAUAGAUGCUCUUCUUGCAGCCGACAUUAAACCUCAGGUCACCCUUUAUCAUUGGGAUUUACCUCAGGCUCUGCAAGAUGUUGGUGGCUGGGAAAAUAGUAGUACCAUUGACCGAUUUGUGGAAUAUGCUAACUUUUGCUUUCAAAAGUUAGGUGACAAGGUCAAGUUCUGGAUAACUUUGAAUGAGCCUUACAACACAGCACUUCUUGGUUAUGGCUACGGCACUGCAGCACCAGGUAUUGGCACAAGAUUAGGCAGAGCACCUUAUAUAGUUGGUCACAAUCUAAUCAAAGCACAUGCUGAAGUUUGGCACCUGUACAAUGAAACUUACAGACCACAACAGGGAGGGCUAAUCUCCAUUACUAUCAACUCUGACUGGGUUGAGCCAAGGAACCCAUAUAAACAGGAAGACAUAGAUGCUGCAAAAAGGCACUUGAUGUUUUACGGUGGUUGGUUUGCAUAUCCAAUUUUCAAAAAUGGUGACUACAAUGAAGUGAUGAAAGCACGUGUAAGAGAGAAGAGUCUGGCUCAAGGUUUACCUAAAUCUCGACUUCCUGAAUUCACUGAAUCUGAGAAACAAAGAAUUAAAGGAACAUAUGACUAUAUAGGAUUUAAUCACUACACCACAGUCUUGGCUUUUAAUGUCAAUUUUGGGAAUGCUAUCCCAACGUAUGAUGCCGACAGAGGAACAGGAACCACAGUAGACCGCAGCUGGCUUAGUUCUGGAUCGUUCUGGCUGAAAGUAACUCCUUGGGGUUUUAGGAGAAUUCUUAACUGGAUUAAGAAAGAGUUCAAUAAUCCUCCUAUUUAUCUAACAGAAAAUGGAAUUUCAGAGCAUGGCGACAAAGGCCUCAAUGAUACCUGGAGGAUCAAUUAUCAUAAAAAUUAUAUAAAUGAAGUUUUAAAAGCUAUUAAACUUGACGGAAUCAACAUCCGUGGCUACACAGCAUGGUCACUGAUGGAUAACUUUGAAUGGGCCAUGGGAUAUGCAGACAGAUUUGGCUUAUUUUAUGUCAAUUACUCUGACCCUUCUUUACCUCGUAUUCCUAAAGCUUCAAGUAAAUAUUAUUCUACAAUUAUUCGUUGUAAUGGCUUUCCUGAUCCCGCUUUAGGACCUCAUGAAUGUCUCCAAUUAGAAGCUACCACUGUGAAACCCUCAUCAGCCAAAUCCCUACCAACAACCACACCAACAAACACUGGAAAGGUUCAUUUUCUGGGAUUACAGAUAUCUACUGUGAAUGCCACAAGUGUUUUAUAUACUUUGUUUGCCAUUUUACUGGUUGCUGUUGUGUUGUUGGCUCUCUUUUCAUAUAAAAUUUGGAAAACAAGUAAAGCAAAUAUAUCUAAAUCACAUUCAUGCACAAAUGAGUUAUCGUUAGCUCAUAACACUAACUUUUGAAUUACGAUAGAGUGAAGGGGAUGUAAGCGGAAACUCUAAUUCACCAAGCAUAGUUUCUGCACAGCAUCGACAAAAAUCUGAGACACAGAUGUUUAUAUUGCUUCAAUAAAGUUUCUGCGAAAAAAAACUAAAAGACUGGGAAAAUCCUCAGAAAUUCCAGAUAAAUUUCAUACUAUUUGAUUUUUCAAUUACCUUCAACUUAUUGGUUUUGUAUGUUUUUACUGUGAUCAACAUGCAGAUUGCCAAAAUAUCAAAUUAAGUAGGUGUGUCCAGGAGAGGAGAAGCACAAGAGAAAAUUAAUAGGUCCAUUAACCAAUAUUUUAUGUUAAUUUUCUUUGAACACUUUCCAAUUACUAUAAAUAUGGAUUUGAAAAAAGGAUGAUUUUUAAUUGACAGUCAGAUAACAGAAUCUAUUAACUUUCCUAUUUGCUUGAGAAGGUAAUGUUUCACAACUGAACAGGGGCAUCUUGGUGUCUGUACACUGAAAUGAUUAAAGCUGAUAGUUGAUAGGUAUUUAUUAAAAUAAUUAUUAAAUUGGGUUUGUAAACACAGACAGUGAUAGACAGUCAAAGGGAUGAAGUUAGAACUUUAGGAAUCUGGUUUGCUCCAGCUGGAACACUGUGGAUAAUGCUGGGCACUACACUUCAAAAAAAAAAUUAGGGUAUUUAUUCCUGUGGAGUUAGGAAAUUUAAAUGCGUUUCCUCACAGGAGGUUUGGUUAAGGCGUGAUUUAAUAGAAGGUUUCAAGAUAAUGUUUUGAUAGAUAAAGAUUAUUCCCUUUCCCAAAUGUUGAUUCAAAACCUUUAGCAAACAUCUAGAAGGGAAUUUGGGAAUUGUUAGAACCCUUGAUGAUUUUUCAUUAUUUUAAUUUUAUUCAUGUCAAUUUUGGUUUGGAACUGCGAACUGAUAACUGAAAAUGACCAAUGGAAUGUUGUUGGCAAAUUAAAUAGUGUUAAAUAAAGAAUGAGAGAGAGACAAGUCAGGCGAGGCCUGGAAGUCAAUUGCGGGUUAAUUCUUCAUCAAAAAGAUUCCAUAGAUGCUUCAAGACUGGGGAAGAGCAAUGUAUUUGACUAGACAAAGUAUUUUGGUCUUUAAUGAGGCCAGUAGCUGGGAAUUGGCUCCAGCAAGUCUGAAAAAGGCCUUCUGCUCAAGCAGAUGGCAGAUGUUAAAUGGUAAAUGGGAUAUCAUGGGAAGAAGGGAGAAGCCAGUGUUUUAGACUGUGUUUUCUCUUAAAAGGAAUUUGGCAAUUAAUGCUGCAGCAUGAAGAUUUGAAAACUCUCUUCCUAACCUUGCUGUUAUCAACUAUUAGAAGUUCAGAGAAUAGAAACAUAACAAGUAUUACUGUCUUCCUGUGAGUGUGCUAAACAAAAGUAGCCACAAUUGUUUCUUGGUUGAUUUUUUUGACAAUGUCAAUCAAAUAUACCAGUGGAAUGGCACUUCAUGAAAACCACUAAAGCAACCUGACCAGUCUUUGGCCUGCUGUGUUCAUCCAGCUCUAAGACCAGUUGUGUUAUUUUGUUUAUCCCAUAUCUGUUUAUUUGUCUCUUACGUGUGAAUGGGGCUCAAAACAAAUGAUAUUGCAUUUUAAACCAUAGGCAUGGAAUUAGAUUAUUUUGUUAUUUAAUUUUGUUCUGCUGAAGUUACUGUAUUGCAAAUAAAUU